ACGUGCGAUUGCAUUAAAGAUACAGAGUAUUAUAAUAAUAUAAUGAUAUAUAAGAAUCCAAUAAUAUUAAAAAAAAAGAUAUAAAAGAUAUAGCCUGAAAAAAAUAAACAGUUAUUCAAAAAUGCCUCUGUUUGGCAAAAAGGAUUCAGGAAAAAAAGUAAAAAAAGAAUUCAAAGAAUUUAACAAACAGAUUUCAAUUGAAGAUAAGUACAAUUUACACGGACUACUAGGAACUGGUGCUUUUUCUGAAGUCCGAUUAGCAGAAAGUAAAGAAAGCCCUGGAGAUCACUUUGCUGUAAAGAUAAUUGAUAAAAAGGCAUUAAAAGGCAAAGAGGAGUCACUUGAAAAUGAGAUUCGUGUACUAAGAAAGUUCAGUGCCAAUGAGAAUGAUGCUAGCAACUCUAGAGGAGUACGGUUGACACAUCCGAAUAUCGUUCAAUUACUCGAAACAUAUGAAGACAAAUCGAAGGUGUAUCUGGUAAUGGAAUUAGUGACAGGAGGGGAGCUAUUCGACCGAAUCGUUGAAAAAGGGUCAUAUACAGAAAAAGAUGCAUCACAUUUAAUUCGACAAAUAUUAGAAGCUGUAGAUUAUAUGCAUGAACAAGGUGUUGUUCAUAGAGAUCUCAAACCGGAAAAUUUGCUUUACUAUAGUCCCGAUGAUGAUAGUAAAAUAAUGAUCAGUGAUUUUGGUCUGUCGAAAAUGGAAGAUUCUGGCAUAAUGGCAACUGCUUGUGGUACACCAGGAUAUGUUGCUCCAGAAGUUUUAGCUCAAAAACCGUACGGUAAAGCUGUUGAUGUUUGGAGUAUUGGAGUAAUAUCGUAUAUACUGCUAUGUGGUUAUCCACCCUUUUAUGACGAAAAUGAUGCGAAUUUAUUUGCACAGAUUUUAAAAGGUGAAUUUGAAUUCGACUCACCAUAUUGGGAUGAAAUAAGUGAAUCUGCAAAGCAUUUUAUACAGAAUUUAAUGUGUGUUAAUGUUGAUAAGCGAUUUACGUGCAAACAAGCUUUAGGACAUCCGUGGAUUUCUGGAAAUGAGGCUAGCAACAAAAAUAUUCACGGCACUGUAUCAGAGCAAUUGAAAAAGAAUUUUGCAAAAUCACGUUGGAAGCAAGCGUACUACGCUGCUACGGUUAUACGACAAAUGCAGCGUAUGGCACUAAAUAGCAGUUCUAACACCAAUUCGAAAAGUGAUGUAACUGAUUGGAGUAGCAGCAAAAAUAAUUUAAACAAGGAUAUUGAAUAUACAACCGACAGCCGGCGAACAACAUUCUGUAGUAGCACGUUAAUUGAUGACCCCAAUACUACUAAUGUAAGAAAUGAGAAAACAGAAACAAAUGUUAUAUCAUCGGGAGAUAAUAUUUGUGAAAAAGAUGAUAAUUACCAAAGAAACUCAAAUAAGACAAAAGCGUGUUUUAAUGGAAGUGGCGAACCAAAAUAAAUGUUUAAUUUAUUUAAAAGUUUAUUAAUAAAAAAAUGUUUUUAAA
Teleopsis dalmanni is the source of this 1484-nucleotide messenger RNA. It is a transcript of the gene CaMKI, whose product is annotated as calcium/calmodulin-dependent protein kinase type 1. Bases 122 to 1438 code for a protein of 438 amino acids. The transcript is spliced from 10 exons. Lineage: Eukaryota; Metazoa; Arthropoda; Insecta; Diptera; Diopsidae. Gene Ontology annotation, molecular function: calcium/calmodulin-dependent protein kinase activity; ATP binding; calmodulin binding. The record is from RefSeq and is a predicted model, not a curated record. Gene Ontology annotation, biological process: protein phosphorylation.